GAGUUUGAUAUGGAUAACUUGAGCAAGCCAGAACUGCGGAUGCUUUUGAGUGUAAUGGAAGGAGAGCUAGAAGCACGAGACCUUGUAAUUGAAGCCUUGCGGGCCCGGCGCAAAGACGUUUUUAUCCAGGAGCGAUAUGGAAGGUUUAACCUGAGUGACCCAUUUCUGGCUCUUCAGAGAGACUUUGAAGCAGGUGCUGGUGAUAAAGAAAAGAAACCAAUAUGCAUGAACCCUCUGUCCAUUUUAGAAGCUAUUAUGGCUCACUGCAGGAAAAUGCAAGAAAGAAUGUCAGCUCAGUUGGCUGCUGCUGAAAACAGACAAAAGAAGUUAGAAAUGGAAAAAUCUCAGUUACAGAGUCUUGAGCUGGAGCAUAAAAAGCUUUCUGCUCGUCUGGAAGAAGAACGUGGAAAGAAUAAGCAUGUAAUAUUGAUGCUAGUGAAAGAGUGCAAGCAGUUGUCUGGCCGAAUUGUAGAGGAAGCCCAGAAACUGGAAGAAGUAAUGUCAAAAUUUGAAGAGGAGAAGAAAAAGGCUACUGAGCUGGAGGAGUCUCUUGCAGCUGAGAAACAAAGGAGUACACAAAUGGAAGCUCAAAUGGAAAAGCAGCUGUCUGAGUUUGACACAGAGAGAGAGCAGUUGCGUGCCAAACUUCAUAGAGAGGAAGCGCACACCAGUGAACUCAGAGAAGAGAGAGAUAAAAUGAUCAAAAUGAUUGAGCAAUUGAAAAAGGAGAAUGAAAGUAAAGCUAAUCUUUCUCUUAAAAAUAAAGAUAAAAGUAAAGAUAGGAGUCUUGUUUCUGUUUCUGUUGAAACAGAAGAGCCAAGUUCAAGAACUGUUGCCUGCCAAACAGAUCCUGUAGUGAUGGACAGUAGCACAGAAAAUGUUAAGAAGUUGCCUUUGACUGUAUCUGUAAAGCCUUCUACAGUGAACCCACUGGCGUCUGGCAAUACAAAAAUGAAUGUGUGCGCCAAUGCAGCAUUUGUGAAGCCUGUCAUUGAUAGGCAAUCUUCAUCCAGUGAACUUGCCCCUCCCACAACUCCUGUUCUCACACAGAAUCAAAACAGAAUUGAAGAAAAUGGACCAAGUACAGGCUCAUCAUCUGAUUUACCAAGUAGCACUUCCCCUUUUUCAAAUAGUACUUCCCCUUGCACCCCUGCGGCACCGACUGCCGCAGCUCAGAAUUCCUCACUAACUUCGUCUAUGCACAGUUUACAUUCACCGUCUGCCACCUCUCCUGGGCAUCCAGGCCUAAAUCCACGAGUCCAGGCAGCUAGAUGUAGAUUUCAAGCCAAUGCGAAUGAGCAAGACCAAAAUGGAAACACAACCCAAAGCCCUCCCUCCAGGGACGUAUCCCCUACUAGUCGUGACAACCUAGUUGCCAAGCAGGUAGCUCGGAAUACUGUUACCCAAGUCCUUUCAAGAUUUACAAGCCCUCAGAGUGGCGCUCCAUCGCGGCCGGGGCCCUCACAUUCAGUGGAAGUUGCCACUUACCCCCCAGUUGGUAGAACGAGUUUAAAGACUCCCAGUGUGUCAAGAAUUGACAGAGGGAAUCCUCCACCUAUUCCUCCUAAAAAACCAGGGCUUUCGCAAACUCCUUCUCCACCACACCCACAGCUUAAAGUUUUAAUGGAUAGUGGUCGAUCCUCAAAUACAAGUGCAAAAACUGACAGCAAAACCGUGACCUCACCUCUUUCAAGUUCACCACAAGGAAUCAGGGUAAUAAAUGAGGAAAUUAUUUCUAAGUCCUCACCUCAGCUGCCACCAAAACCUGCUAUAGAUUUAUCUGUGGCACCUGCAGGCUGUGCCAUACCAGCCAUAGCCUCAUCUCAGGUGGGUGCCUGGCCUUCCCACUUCCCUGGACUGAACCAACCUGCAUGUUCAGAAAAUUCCUUUGUCAUUCCCACCACCAUUGCCUGUAGCUCCUCCAUAAACCCUGUUAGUGCUUCAUCCUGUAGACCAUGUGAUUCAGACAGCCUCCUGGUAACAGCAUCAGGUUUACUUCAGCAGAUGUCAGCAGAUUUGCUGCUGGAGAGUUAA
Mesitornis unicolor (brown roatelo) is the source of this 2034-nucleotide messenger RNA. RefSeq names its product cortactin-binding protein 2-like. Lineage: Eukaryota; Metazoa; Chordata; Aves; Mesitornithiformes; Mesitornithidae. The transcript is spliced from 4 exons. The coding region runs from base 10 to 2034 and encodes 674 amino acids. The record is from RefSeq and is a predicted model, not a curated record.